Messenger RNA from Symbiodinium sp. CCMP2592, 855 nucleotides. The record is from the annotation of a GenBank genome assembly. Lineage: Eukaryota; Dinophyceae; Suessiales; Symbiodiniaceae.
AUGGCCGGGCCGCUGCGGCUACUUGCGGCCACACUGCUGUGCCAGGUUUGCUCGGCGCCGGCACCCAGCAGCGGUGCUGAGGGUCAACAUGGAAACCUGCGAGGAAGUGUGGGUGGGCUGGAGCAGGUUCUGGUCUUCGACGCCGGGAGUAGUGGAACCCGCAUUCAUAUCUUCAACAUGUACAUGCCGAUGGCUGAUGCUCACGUGCCGAGAGUGGACCUCGCUGUCCGAGAUGCGCAAACGUUGAAGGUGAAGCCUGGGCUCUCGGAGUUCGCUAAGAAGGAGGACCUCGAGGGCUGCAGGCUGAACAUCCAAGACCUGGUAAAGUUUGCCAACAAGUUCGUGGCUGAAGAGCGCCGCGCGAAAACUCCCGUCCUGCUGAAGGCGACGGCGGGCCUUCGGGCAGUUCCCGAAGCCAAAGCAGACGCGGUGCUCAGAACUGUUCGCUCCACCUUGAAAGACUCGGGCUACCAGUUUCAAGACUCGUGGGCCGACAUCAUCAAGGGCAAGGAAGAGGCCGCCCUAGCCUGGAUCGCAGCAAACUACCUGCGGGGCAGCUUCAACGUGGAUUCGGACGUCCCGUCCAUGGGCGUGAUCGAGAUGGGUGGCGGGUCAACUCAGGUGACCUUCGAAGUGGGGGUCGACGAGUUUGCAUCUUGGCCUUCGCUUGAAGACUUCGGGCAGCCAGCAGAGGGAGACUACAUGACGUCGGAUUCUGAAUGUGGGGUGGGCCAGGAUAAGGUGGGUCACAGGGCAGGGGAUGAAGAGGAGGGGAAGCAGGAGAUUCGUGUAGGAAUCUCUGACCACGUCGGCCGGGGCAGAGGCGAAUAUGGGAAUGUCCCAUCUGCCAACUGA